Panonychus citri (citrus red mite) is the source of this 2651-nucleotide messenger RNA. Its product is annotated as transmembrane protein 134-like. NCBI's taxonomy places the organism in Eukaryota, Metazoa, Arthropoda, Arachnida, Trombidiformes, Tetranychidae. Bases 575 to 1276 code for a protein of 233 amino acids. The record is from RefSeq and is a predicted model, not a curated record. The transcript has 4 exons.
AUAAAAAAAAGAAAGAAGAAAAAAAAUCUCACUUUCUUUAUCUUCUCUUUCGAAAAUCUUUUUUUUCUAUUCUAUUUAACAAGAAACAGUUUCUCUCUCCUUCUCUUUGUGUAACAACAAAUUAUUCACUUUUUGACAAUCAUGGUUUGUUUUUCUUUCUCUAGUUAACAUUUUUCUCUCUUCUUUUCCUAUCUGUUGAUUGUGACCAUUUAUUAGGAUUACUAAUUAUGUCCAUCAAUCAGUUGUCAUCAUCUUAAUCAUCAGUGAUUAUGUUUUAUUGAUUAUCAUCAUUUAAUCAACACUAACCAGUGAACAUUUUAUAUUCUCAUUUGCCUGAUCAAUUUCUUUCCUUUGUUUUCAUGCUGAACUUUUCUUCAUCUCUUUUCUUCUUUGUGUAUCUACCUCAUUGGCUUUAAUCACCUUCAUCUUCAUCACCACCAGAAAAUUUACCAAGUGAAUGUUAUUUUAUUUCCGUUGGAGAAAAAAAGACAAACAAUCAAAAAAAAACCUUAAAAUCGAUUUAAAAAAAUCAUCAAUCCAUUCGUGAGCUUUUUUGUUCUCUCUCGAUUAAAUCAUGGUCAACAUACCCCCAGUUCUAGAAGUAACCGAUAAUCUGACCAUCACAAGUAAUCAAGAAUCAUCAUCAACUGUUGCUGUCGAUGGUAAGAACAAAGCAACAAUCAAAUCAGAUGAAAAUAGUUUAGAUUGUGACUCUGGUGUUGUCAUUAACAAUAUUAUCAUUGGUGAUGGUCAACAAAUAUCUUCAUUUCCUAUUACCAGCCCACCUCAUCUCAAUCUACCUGCUACCUCUUUCUGGACACCAGGUUUAUCUCCCGUUGAUGAUGAUAUAGUUAAUUAUGGUUCUUGUGAUAUGAAUAAUUCAGUCAACAGAGAUGAAGUUGAUCAAAUUAAGCAAACAUUUCUUAAUGGAGGUUCCAAUAAACUCAACAAAGAUAUUGAAUCUUUAUGUACUGGUCAAAGUAAUUACUAUCCUGUUGAUAGAAAUAAUUCCAAAAUUAGAUGGUGGAAACACCCUAAAUUCAAGGAAAAUUGGAAAAUAUUUUUCGCUGCCUUUGGUCUUCUUGUUGUUGGUAUUGGACUUAUUACCAUGGGGAUUGUGGUCAGUGUGCUACCUGAUGUCGAUUUUCAAAGUUACGUUUUCUUCAUCGCUGGGACCAUUUGCUUCAUUCCUGGAGCUUACCACGUUGUCUAUUUGUAUUUUGCAUUAAGUGGACGAAAAGGAUACGAUUUCCACCAAUUGCCUUUAUUUAAUUGAUAACAAUUAAGAUGAUACACCUUGAAGAUAUAUACAACCUCAUGUGCCAUUAAUUGGAUAAAUCAACUCUUUCUUCCCAAAGAUACACCUAAAGAAAGAGACAAUUACUUGAUUACUUAUACAUAUAUUUUUAAUUAGUUAAUCAUCUUAAUUGUUGACAUCUUAAGCACGACGAAAACCUUUAACAUCGCAAAACUAAUUAGACCAAUGUUGAAGAAUCGAAAACUUUUUAUUCACCUCAAUCACAAUCAAAUCAACUUUCAUCAUUCUCACUUUCUUUUAUUCAAACCUUUCUCCAUCUCUUUCCAAGCAAAUAAGAUUAAUUGUUGAUAGUUGAUAGCAGAAAAAUUGAUCUUGUAGUUGAAAACAAUUUAUUUUAAUUGCUUAUGCUCAUGUUUAUUUAAUAAUUGGUUGUAAACUCUUUUACCUUUCAUCUUUUUUAUACUGAACAAAAUAUCAACUUAUCAACUUUGUUUCAUUUUAACAUUUUCCCCACCAUCAUGAUGAAGAUUACACACAAUCAACCCUUGAUUUUACAAUCAUCUUAAUCACCAAAUCAAAUAACCAACAUUGUGAUCACACCGACAUCACCCAUAGACUUUGUAUUCACCAUGUUAUAUAUUUACUACACAUGAAAAUCCCUGAACUUGUCAAAGAAUGAAUCUCAUCAUCAUCUUUUUUUGCUCUUUCUAAUCUAAUCUUGUUUUCACUUUUCUUUUUGUUGUAACAUUGUAAUUCAACAGUCUCUUGUAUCCAUCAUUUAAUUGUAUCUUUUAUCAUCAUCAUCACAUGUAGUCCACACCCAAGGAAGAUGAAGACAAGAAGGAGGAGGAGACAAAAAGUUAUUCUCACCCAAACAUUUGAAUUGCUCGGAACAUUUCAUUCAUUAAUCUAAUCAAUGGCUAAGAUGAUUUUUUUUUGGAAACAAUUGAAUGAACAAGAUGAUUUUCAAUGUUAAAUCAAUUUGAUUAUAAUAAGUGAACCGAAACGAUAAUGAUGAUUAUAUGAUAAACUAUUGUGAUGUAAAAGUUUCACUGAAUUAAGAUGAGAGAGAGGACCGGAAGGGAGGAGUAUUUAUUGUGAUUAAUAUUUAAUCAUCAAAUUUUGUUAAUCAUGAUGAUUUAAUGUCUCUCUCUCUCUCUCCUUUUAAUUCAUUUAAUUUGUCAUUGAAUUUACUCUCUCUUAUUAUCAAGUUAAAGGGAAACAAUUUGAUCUUUUUUUUUAAUUCUUCUCUUAAUUGUAUCUCAUUACCAUGAUUGUAAAGGUCAGUUCAAUUACGAUUAACUAACUAAAUUUUAAACUUGUUAACCAAUUAAAAUAAUCAACAAAUUAUAUGUUGAUUACUUUAAGUGGAUAAACUUGUCCUAAUCAAAAA